GAGAGACUGACUAGACGGCCAACCUGUUAAGGUGGCCCCAGACCUUCCAGCCUCAGCCCAGUGUCCUCCUGUGCCCCUACUGCAGCAAGGGGGUCUCCAAGAAUGGGGACCCGGAGUCAGCCCAUCAGACCUGGUUUCCUCUCUGCUAGGGAGCUUCAUCCCAUAGAGCACCGGAGAGCAAUUGAGGAGGAGCUGCCUUAAAAAAGGAGGUGUGUGCCAGGUAGCUGGGUAGGUGCCUGGCUAUAUAUCUGCCCGGCUAUAUAUUUGCCCAGCAGUGGUACUCUCAGGACAGAGAUGGCACUGAUGCAGGAACUGUACAGCACGCCAGCCUCCAGGCUGGACUCCUUCGUGGCUCGGUGGCUGCAGCCUCACCGGGAGUGGAAGAAGGAGGUGCUAGAUACUGUGCGGACCGUGGAGGAGUUUCUGAGGCAGGAGCAUUUCCAGGGGAAGCAUGGGCUGGACCAGGAUGUGCAGGUGCUGAAGGUAAUCAAGGUGGGCUCCUUCGGGAAUGGCACGAUUCUCAGGAGCACCAGAGAGGUGGAGCUGGUGGUGUUUCUGAGCUGUUUCCACAGCUUCCAGGAGGCAGCCAAGCACCACCAAGAAGUUCUGAGGCUGAUACGGAAAACCAUGUGGCAAAGCCAGGACCUGCUGGCCCUCGGGCUCCAGGACCUGAGGGUGGAGCAGAGAGUCCCCAGUGCUCUCGUCCUCACCAUCCAGACCAGGGGGACUGCAGAGCCCAUCACGGUCACCAUCGUGCCUGCCUACAGAGCCCUGGGGCCUUCUCUUCCCAACUCCCAGCCACCCCCUGAGAUCUAUGUGAGCCUGAUCAAGGCCUGUGGUGGUCCUGGAAAUUUCUCCCCAUCCUUCAGCGAGCUGCAGAGAAAUUUCAUGAAACAUCGGCCAACUAAGCUGAAGAGCCUCCUGCGCCUGGUGAAGCACUGGUACCAGCAGUAUGUGAAAGCCAGGUCCCCCAGGGCCAGUCUGCCCCCUCUCUAUGCUCUCGAACUUCUAACCAUCUAUGCCUGGGAAAUGGGUACUGAAGAAGAUGAGAAUUUCAUGUUGGACGAAGGCUUCACCACUGUGAUGGACCUGCUCCAGGAGUAUAAAUUCAUCUGUAUCUACUGGACCAAGUACUACACACUCCAGAAUGCAAUCAUUGAGGAUUGUGUCAGAAAACAGCUCAAAAAAGAGAGGCCCAUCAUCCUGGAUCCUGCCGACCCCACCCACAACGUGGCAGAAGGGUACAGAUGGGACAUCGUCGCUGAGAGGGCCUGCCAGUGCCUGAAACAGGACUGUUGCUAUGACAACAGGGAGAACCCCAUCACUAGCUGGAAUGUGAAGUGGGCACGAGACAUCCAUGUGACAGUGGAGCAGAGGGGUUACCCAGAUUUCAACCUCAUGGUGAACCCUUAUGAGCCCAUAAGGAAGGUUAAAGAGAAAAUCCGGAGGACGAGGGGCUACUCUGGCCUGCAGCGUCUGUCCUUCCAGGUUCCUGGCAGUGAGAGGCAGCUUCUCAGCAGCAGAUGCUCCUUAGCCAAAUAUGGGAUCUUCUCCCACACUCACAUCUAUCUGCUGGAGACCAUUCCCCCCGAGAUCCAGGUCUUCGUGAAGAAUCCUGACGGUGGGAGCCACGCCUAUGCCAUCGACCCCAGCAGCUUCAUCGUGGGUCUGAAGCAGCAGAUUGAAGACCAGCAGGGGCUUCCUAAAAAGCAGCAGCAGCUGGAAUUCCAAGGCCAAGUCCUGCAGGACUGGUUGGGUCUGGGGAGCUACAGCAUCCAAGACAGUGACACUCUCAUCCUCUCUAAGAAGAAAGAGGGAGAGUCUCUGUUUCCAGCCAGUUAGUUUUCUCUGGGAAACUUCUCUGUACAUUUCUGCCAUCUAUUCCAGAACUCAUCCUGUCAGUCACUGUGCCCCAUUGUCUACUGGGAAGGUCGCAGGUCUCACCAGCUUUAUAAUGAGUCAUCCCAGGCCAGACGUGGUAGCUCACACCUGUAAUCCCAGAACUUUGGGAGGCCGAGGUGGGAGGUGCGCUUGAGCCAAGGAGUUCAAGACCAGCCUGGGUAUCAUAGGCAGACCCCGUCUCUACAAAAUAAAAAAUAAUUCACUGGG
Molecule: messenger RNA, 2109 nt
Organism: Piliocolobus tephrosceles (Ugandan red Colobus)
Lineage: Eukaryota; Metazoa; Chordata; Mammalia; Primates; Cercopithecidae
Gene: OASL
Product: 2'-5'-oligoadenylate synthetase like
Exons: 6
Coding region: 295-1842 (515 amino acids)
Biological process (GO): defense response to virus; negative regulation of viral genome replication; regulation of ribonuclease activity
Cellular component (GO): cytosol; membrane; nucleoplasm
Molecular function (GO): double-stranded RNA binding; protein binding; nucleotidyltransferase activity
Source: RefSeq, a predicted model, not a curated record